Molecule: messenger RNA, 1314 nt
Organism: Nicotiana tabacum (common tobacco)
Lineage: Eukaryota; Viridiplantae; Streptophyta; Magnoliopsida; Solanales; Solanaceae
Source: RefSeq, a predicted model, not a curated record
AUGGGUAACAUAUUCCGUAGACAUGAGAUGCCAAUGAAUCCAAUUCAGCAAGUUGAGGUGUUCGAUGUCUGGGGAAUUGAUUUCAUGGGUCCUUUCAUCAGUUCUUACGACAAUAAGUACAUACUUGUUGCGGUAGAUUAUGUAUCCAAAUGGGUGGAAGCUGCAACAUUCCCCACCAAUGAUUCGAGAGUGGUGGUGGGGUUCUUGAAAAAGAAUAUAUUCACCCGAUUCGGGAUCCCGAGAGCCAUCAUUAGUGACGGAGGCACGCACUUUUGCAAUCAUGUCUUUGAGAAGUUGCUGGAUAAAUAUGACGUGUACCACAAGGUGGCGACCCUGUAUCACCCUCAAACAAGCGGGCAGGUAGAGGUCUCAAACCGUGAGAUCAAGAGUGUGCUUACUAAAACUGUAAAUGCCACAAGAACUUAUUGGGCAAAAAAGCUUGACGAUGCACUCUGGGCCUAUAGGACUGCAUUCAAAACACCUAUUGGUAUGUCACCGUACAAGUUGGUAUUUGGGAAGGCCUGUCACCUGCCUGUGGAGCUAGAACAUCGAGCUUGGUGGGCACUAAAGCAAUUGAGCAUGAACCCUGAUGAGGCUGGAGAAAAUCGACUGACAAAGUUGCAUGAGUUGGAGGAAUUCAGAUAUCACGCCUUUGAAAGCACGAGACUCUACAAGGAAAGAAUGAAGAGGCUGCAUGACAAACACAUUGUGGACAGAAAUUUCAAACCUGGAGAUAAGGUAUUAUUGUACAAUUCAAGGGUGACCGAAGUGUUCCCGUCUGGGGCUGUGGAGAUAACCAGUGAAGAUAGCAUUAACACCUUCAAGGUUAAUGGACAACAACUCAAACUGUACCAUGGCUCCAUCGAAGAAACGCCGCACCAACGGUCCAUCUCUAGAAGACAAGCCAGCUCAUCCAGGACACGCGAGGCUUCCCCUGAACGCCCUUUUGAUAAUAACAAAUUUGUCUCGGCUAAAGCCCAGGACCGCUUUGCUGAGAAGGCUUCUAAAAAGCCAAUUCCUGAGAGGGGUAUUGACGUCCGAUCGCUCCAGCGAAAUUGCCCUCACAUGUACGAUGAGCUGAUGGGACGGGGGCUACAAACAUUCAUUAAUGAGCCCGGUGAGGGUAAUGUAAUGGUUGUGAGGGAAUUUUAUGCCAACGCGCCUGAGCAUGACAAUGGCAUCGUCACAGUACGACGGAAAGCGGUGAAUGCCUCUGUUGAGGCGAUAAGGACGACAUACCAGCUACCCCCUCCUGUGAUUGAUUAUGAUGACUUUUAUGAGUAUGGCCGUAACCCAACACAAGAAAAGUGGUAG